Drosophila elegans is the source of this 1619-nucleotide messenger RNA. Its product is annotated as FACT complex subunit SSRP1. Lineage: Eukaryota; Metazoa; Arthropoda; Insecta; Diptera; Drosophilidae. The coding region runs from base 85 to 1332 and encodes 415 amino acids. The record is from RefSeq and is a predicted model, not a curated record. The transcript is spliced from 3 exons.
AGCUGUUUACGGCUUUCCCAUUUGCGUCGUUUACAACAAAUUACAAAUCUUCCAACUCGCGGGAAUCCGAGAUUGCGCCCAAUUAUGGAGUCGCCCACCUCGCACCUGGUGGCCAAAGAUUUCCAGGUGACUGGCGUUUCGCGCAGUGGACGCGUACGCAAAAAGUCGUCGAAACUGUUAGAUUUUGAAUCGCCAGAGGAGAUUGAGAAGCGAACAAGGCGCCAAAGUGGCGGAAGGCAACCGUCCAAGUAUUCGGGGCGUGGCAGGCCAUCGAAUGCUCUGCGAGAUCUGGAACUCGACCAGGAGAUGCUCUUCGAUGAGCCCAAUAUGUCGGAAGGCGAGGAAUUCCAUCCGGAAACGCCAACAGCCGUGCCCAUUCUGAACUCGGACGAUGAACUGGACAACCUGGUGCAGGAUCUCGUCGAUGGCGUCCAAGCGGAGGCCACCAGCCAGGAGUCGCCCGUCCGCCAGAGUCUCUACAUGCGCGAGAAAGCCAACAAGAGGAAGGUCUUCAAGGACGGCAAGGUGGUCAACGCGAAGGUGCAGCGCAAGGACAAGGGCAAGCAGCGGUACACCGCCUACAGCCUGUGGGCCAGGGAGGCGCGGAAAAAAGACCUUCCGGAUAUGGACUACACCAGUGCCACCAGACGUCUCAGCGAACUGUGGGCGAAUGUGUCCAAUCGGGACAAGAACGCCUGGCGGCGCAAGGCGAAGAUCCAAGCGUCCAGGGCGAGAUCGCGCGACAGAUCCGGAGCAAAUGGCACGCCCCAGACGACGAGCAAUGGCAGCACAGCAUUGGCUUCGGAUCCCCCGCAGCACGAGACGAUCUUUCAGAAUCGGGCGACAACGAGUCGCACUCGCAAAUUGGCCGCCGAUCGGCAGCAAUCCUCUCUAGAAGCGGCGGCUGCGGCAGCGGCGGCGACCAGCUCAUCCACCCCAAGACGCAGCAUUAACACGCGAAGUGGCAGGUCACAGGCAUCCACGAGUGCGGCGAGACAACAAUCGCCGGCGGAGACGGAUGUGGGCAGCCGGACAGGGACUCACCAGAAGCAAGAGGAGCCCCACAAAACCAGCAUCGAGGUGAUCGAUGCGGCGGCACACCUGAAACUCUUGGGCGAAAGUCUCACGGUGAUUGGCGAGCGUCUUAAGAAACACAAUGGACAUGUGGCUCUAUCGGGAAGCUUGUCCGUGCUGCUCGACAGUUUGCUCUGCGCCAUGGGGCCAUUGCUCUGUAUGACCACGCAGAUACCGGGAUUGGAGAACAAAGUUCAGCUUAGCAAAAACCUAGCCGACACCCUAGAUAAUAUCGCCUACGUAAUGCCGGGAUUGUAAAGAGGUUUUCGGUACAUCACUUUAACACUAUAUAUAAAUAUGUGUAUAACUUUACCAGGCAGCUGAGCUUCCAAAGUGGGGCUAGAAACGCCAUCGGAACCAAGUGCUCCCUGAUUUCACGGUAUGCACCUAUUUCGAGCGCAUUAUCUAUAUGUAAAUUAAGCACUAGCCGCUAGCCAUCAAGCUGAAAACAAUUUAUUUAUAAAUUAUCCUUAGUCUUAAGCCACAGCAUCUCGAUUUUAAAUAAGUAAAACUAUCUAUGCCGGAUCUGAAGGUCUCCCUCUUAA